CAAUUCAGGUGUCAAUGUCUGCACGCUGCAAUACAUGGUUUUAUUUGUUAUUAUGUAAAAUUGCAUUCACUUCCUAGUUUAAGCAUUUAUAUUUACGUAAUAUCAGUUUGUUGGAUAAAGGGAAUGAUAUUGGAUAUUGACCUUGAAAGUGUUGAACUUCAAUAGAUGAAACCUAUCUAGUUUAACCAAAAAAAAAACAAAAAACUAAUGUAAUGCGAUUAUUUGUUUGAUACAUUUGUAAACAAAUGAACUUAACGGUAAUAUGUCGGCAUAGUUCACCUUUAAUGAAUGAUUCAAGAUAAUCGUACAUUUUACUUCCGGCUGCAGUUACCGAUAUGAUCGUGAUGGGAUAAACGACGUUAAACUAAACAGCUCGUAAUAAUGUUUAACGUGUUUGUGUUUUGUCUUAUUAUUUUGUGUACGUGUGUUCAUUUCUGUGUAUAUGGAUUAUGUACAAGCUCGUGUCACUGUUCCGGAUAUACAAUGCUCUGUAAAAAUGGAGGGAUACCUACAGACAUACCAUCUGAUGUAACGGAACUAUUCAUUGAACAGUUUGAUUUUGAUCAACUCUAUAGAAAUAAGUUCAAAAAUGUGUCAAAUAUACAAAUACUCGAUAUUCAAGCAGACCAUGGGAAGUCUAUUCCUUCAAAAAGUUUUGAUCAGUUUAUCAAUUUAACAUAUCUUGGCUUACAUGGGAAAUAUAUAAUAACUAUAAGCCCAGAUGCCUUUCUAGGACUGAACAACUGUUUGACACUAAAUUUAUCAUCUAAUCCUAGACUUCACAUUUCUGAAAUAAGUAGCUCCAUAAAUUCAGAAAACAGAGGAAAACAUAAGAAAAUUUUGCCAGCGUUGCUGUCAUUAAGUGUAGCUAAGAUCCAAACGUCCUCUUCAUAUCCAGUGGAUCUUAAUGACUACUUCUUUAAAUCAAUAACUUUCGGUAGAAAGCUUAAGUAUUUAGAUUUUUCUGACCUUAACAUACGUAUGCUUGAUUUCAAUUAUUAUAAGACAUUGUGUAAGUCUGUAGAGUAUGUGGAUUUGAGAAAGUCGGUUAUUGGAAAUAUUAAACAAAAUUAUGUGGAAGUUGAGGCAUGUGAAAGCAUAAGGACGUUUGAUUUGUUCGAGGAAAUGGCUGAUACAGAAGCUGAGUGAUGACAGCAUACUUGCAAAUCACACCAUGCAAAUAUCAGGACAGCAUUAACAAAUACAGCAAAUUAAACAAUGAUCAAAACCGCCAGAUAUCCGAUAUUCUAUUAUAAUAAUAUAAAUCAACAAAUACAAAAAAAAAAAAUAAUAAUAAUAAAAUUAAAAAAUUCUCCUCGGUUGUCUUCAACCCUGACCAUUCAUCGACUUCUGUUACAGUUAGUAGUCCCUGAAGCUCAACAAUUGUCCCAAAUAACUUUCAAAUGUGCUGCACUCAAGAUGGACCUUCAAGCCGAGGAUAACCAGUUCUUAAUUUCCAUCGUGAGAGGCCAUUUAAAAGGCCCAAGUGUAUUUCCGAUAGUGACAGCGAGUAAGCCGAUCGACUUAUAAAAAAAUGGCAGACAUUCAUACAGAUGGUAAUCAUACUAUGGAGCAUUUGAUUUCUAAGAUGUCGGCAGACACGCACAUGUUAUUUAGUUCAUUGAAGAAACGCAUGGACACAUUAGAGACUGGUCUCGCUUCAAAAAUUUCUCAAAUUCUUGACAAACGGGUAAAUUCUGAAAUGUCUAAAAUAAGAAAAGACGUGGAUGCCAGUAUUAGUGCUUUUAGUGACACUAUUCGAGCUGAUGUUAAUUCUGAAAUUGACAAAUUGACCGAAAAGGUAGAUAAUCUUGUGUCUCGGCCCGAGGGAAGAGCAAAAGCGAGUGACAUUACUCUAAACAUUGUUAUUCGGGACUUACUGGAAUUGAUGAGAGAGACCACUUCUACGAGAGUGAACUCACUAAUAAGAGACGAUCAGCUGCGCUAGUGCCGUACGGUCAAGUCACAUGAGGACAAAAGGCGGGUGAUGAUGGAUGAAUGGCGAGUAACAGCAUGGUUUGACUUUGAAAGGUAAUCGAGUUGUGAGAAAGGAUAGUUCAGGUGUUGACCGGUCGAGAUUGAAUGACAGGUCGGGAUUCCCUGUCCGGACGAGAAGGAAUAAGGCAAUCAGGUCAGAUCGGGUUCCCCUGCUCAGU
Molecule: messenger RNA, 2156 nt
Organism: Mercenaria mercenaria
Lineage: Eukaryota; Metazoa; Mollusca; Bivalvia; Venerida; Veneridae
Product: toll-like receptor 7
Exons: 2
Coding region: 382-1149 (255 amino acids)
Molecular function (GO): protein binding
Source: RefSeq, a predicted model, not a curated record